AUGGCAUUUGUAAAGGUGAAGAGCGUGGAAAUAUUUCAUCGGAAAUACGUUCCCGCAAAGGAUUCGCAUCGUCAGCCUCCUGGUAAUUCAAACGUUGAAUUUUAUGAUUCGGGAUUACAACUGUUUGGACGAAUUAGCCGGCUAUUCAAAGACAGUGUUACAAAUACUGUUUGGUUUUUGAUUCGACCCUUUGCAACAUUAAACCGCUGGGAUGAACCAAAGAAUCCAUACAAAGACCAUCCGCAGUUGAAUACAAGGCUAUUAUAUGCAAACAAACUUGGCAGAGAACUUGUCAUUCAUCAUUCACGGGUUGUAGGGCAUAUCGCUAUAUUGGAGAAUGAGGAGGGGACAUUUGGUGUGAACAAGGAAACUAUCUCUGCUGUUAGCCUGGGGAAUAUAGCAUGGAGCCAAGAUAUCGAAUCAGAAUAA
This is a messenger RNA of Puccinia graminis f. sp. tritici CRL 75-36-700-3, 429 nucleotides long. RefSeq lists its product as uncharacterized. Bases 1 to 429 code for a protein of 142 amino acids. NCBI's taxonomy places the organism in Eukaryota, Fungi, Basidiomycota, Pucciniomycetes, Pucciniales, Pucciniaceae. The transcript is spliced from 2 exons. The record is from RefSeq and is a predicted model, not a curated record.